This is a messenger RNA of Tinamus guttatus (white-throated tinamou), 1419 nucleotides long. RefSeq names its product arf-GAP with dual PH domain-containing protein 1. Gene Ontology annotation, molecular function: phosphatidylinositol bisphosphate binding; phosphatidylinositol-3,4,5-trisphosphate binding; GTPase activator activity. Gene Ontology annotation, biological process: positive regulation of GTPase activity. The record is from RefSeq and is a predicted model, not a curated record. Gene Ontology annotation, cellular component: intracellular membrane-bounded organelle; plasma membrane; cytoplasm. NCBI's taxonomy places the organism in Eukaryota, Metazoa, Chordata, Aves, Tinamiformes, Tinamidae.
GGUGCAGAAGACACAGGCAGCUGCCCUCUUGGCCUGAUCCGGCCCUGCCCAGAGGGGUGGCCUUUAAACAUGAUGCCUGGAGGCAACGAGAAGAGUGUGAAAGCCCUAAAGGAGGUGUGGAGAAGAGCAGAAAACUCUUUGUGCGCAGACUGUGGGAAGCCGGAUCCUGACUGGGCCUCCUCUACUUUGGGUGUCUUUAUAUGCCUCAGCUGUUCAGGAAUUCAUCGCAACAUCCCUAGCAUCAGCAAAGUGAAAUCCCUGAAGAUGGACCACUGGGAUGAUGCUCAGGUGCAGUUCCUGGCCCAUCAUGGGAAUGCUGUGACCAAAGCCACAUACGAAGCUCACAUCCCUAUUUACUAUUACCAGCCAACCUACAAUGACUGCCAAGUGCUGAGAGAGCAGUGGAUAAGGGCUAAAUAUGAACGCAAAGAAUUCACCAAGCCAGGGAAACAGCUGCCGUACUCUGAUGGGGUGAAGGAAGGCAUUCUCUGGAAGCGAGGCCGAGACAACGGGCAGUUCCUACCCCGCAAAUUCCUCUUGUCUGAGAGAGAGGGAUGUCUGAAGUAUUUUACCAAGCAGGAUGCCAAAGAACCCAAAGUCAUUAUUAAAAUAGAUGUCAUCAAUGCUACGUUCCAGCCAGUGAAGAUUGGAAACCCCAAUGGCCUGCAGAUCACCUAUCUCAAGGACAACAAGACCCGGAAUAUAUUUGUCUACCAUGAAAAUGGAAAGGAGGUAGUGGACUGGUUCAAUGCCAUUCGCUCUGUGCAGUUCCAUUACCUGAAGGUAGCAUUUCCCAUAGCCAGCGAUAAUGAGCUUAAAAGCCGUCUGACAAGGAAUUUCUUGAAAGAGGGAUACAUGGAAAAGACUGGUCCCAAGCAGAAAGAGGCUUUUAAGAAGCGCUGGUUCACGCUGGAUCACCGCAGGCUCAUGUACUUCAAGGACCCUUUGGAUGCAUUUGCUAAGGGAGAAGUGUUUGUGGGCAGCAGAGAGAAUGGCUAUAGUGUCCAGAAGGGAUUGCCGUCGGGUACACAGGGCAACUUCUCUUGGCACUACGGCCUCACCAUUGUCACCCCCGACCGGGAAUACCUCUUCACCUGUGAGACAGAGACUGACCAGCUGGACUGGAUAACAGCCUUCACUAGCGUCGUCAACCAGCCCAUGAUACCACAGGAAUAUGCAAUUGAAGCCUACUUCAAGGUUAAAUCCUAGGAAGCCGUGUGAGAACCCAGCUAUGACUCAACUCUGCCUGAUGCUGAGUGGGGUGUCAGGAGAAGAGAGGAGAUCCACAUCAGAGAAACACAAUGCUCUUGCAACCUGCCCUUUGAAGCACUUUGUUUUCCAUAGACAAACCACUUUCGUCUGGGGCACAAUUAAGCUGCUUCCUUUCAAACGCAAGACUUUGUGAGACUGAACCCUCAG